GGCAAUAUUAUUGGAUUAUGGCACUUUUUGACUCGUCUGGUGCAUGAACCUGUUCCUCUGCGCAUGAAUGUGUGUUCUUGUCUGUAUUUGACCAGCAGGGACGAGAGGCGCAGGUAGAGAACGCAGGUCAGCGCGUCUCUGAACGGGUUUGACGCGCGUCUGACGCGUCACGAACGCCGUCGCUCAUCGGGUUAAACCGUUAAGAAAGCAGUUAUUCAAAUCCUGCAGCACUUGCACCGGAUUCUGUCUGCGGUAUCAUAGCAACAACACCGGAGAAGCGGCGUAACAUCAGCCGCAGCGGAUCCCGAACCGAACCGAACCGAACCGGAGCUCAGAACUCUGGAGCGGGGAACCGGCGCGCGGAAAUAUUCCUGACUGGAAAUAACGAACUUAACGCGCAAAAUGCGGUCUUGUGAAGAGAGAAAGUUUGCGUUUCGUUGCCCGAACGCGAAUCUGUUAGUCGUGUUUCACGGAUGAUUAAUUGAGCGCCAUCAUGAUCGCCACAGGGGGUCUGCUGCGGAUAUCUGCCAGGAGACAGGACUCGCUCCGCGCGAAGAACCGAGCCGAAAACAAGCGCAAGAGGAAAGAGAAGAAAAAGAGGAAGAACGAAGUGGUGGUGGUGAAAGGAAAGCUGAAGCUGUGCUCUGUAUCUGGACUGGUCGCUGCCAUCGGGAUUCUGGUGCUUCUGGUUGGAGUGUCCAUGGCUGUACUGGGCUACUGGCCCAAAGAGAGUCCGCUUUAUCCAGGACUGAUGAACACACAGAGGACUCACGAGAGCCGAGAAUCAGUCAAUGUGACCAGCAGACCGCCUUGGGAUCUCUUAGAUAAAGACCUCAGGAGCUAUAAUGGCUCCAGUGGGACUGCUGAGCCUGAUCCGCCUAAACUGGGAGCAUUCUCUGCAUUUAUUAACAGAUACUUGUAUUCGGACAAGAUGAGGGUGUUCGGACCUUUAAUCAUGGGCAUCGGGAUCUUCCUGUUCAUUUGUGCCAAUGCGGUACUUCACGAAAACAGAGACAAAAAGACCAAAAUUAUUAACCUCAGAGACAUCUACUCAACGGUGAUUGACAUUCAUAGUCUGCGGAGCAAGGAGUCGGCGCCGCUCAACGGUUUCGUGAACUGCUGCCAAUCCAAAGACACCAAAUCGAACGGUUCCCCUCAUAAGGGAUCGUCUCAAGGUAGCAUGAUCCCAUCCCGACGACCGUCUACCACCAUCCCACGAGUCUCGUCUUUGGAAAGACAGAGCUUUACGGACACCGUCUACAGCAUCUUUCGAGAUCAGAACCGAAUUGGCAAGCAAUGGGAAACCAGGAGCAUCGUGUCCCCUUCGGUCAACGCUUUCACCCUCCCAAUGAUGAAGCUCAACCACCGAGGAGCUUCGGAGAGAAGGGGUUCGGAUAAAACCGGAGAGGCCAAACGAGAGGUCCUGGACGCCGAGGCCAUUUGCAGGCGUUUGGAGGAUUUGGAAGCGUCUCGGACCAUCACGAAGGCCAAAGUGGAACCUCAUCCCGUGCUUCUGCAGGAUUCGGUGGAGGUCUACAGGAGCAGUGGCAGUUUGCAAGGAGCUCCUCGCGUCUCUCUGCAGGGUUCCCAGGUUCAGCUGCUGCUGUCCGGUUCCCCGGGCCGCAAGGCCACCGGAUCUCACCUGUCCUUGAGCGCUUUGUCUGACCACUCCAGGUGUGUCGAUCUAGAUAUCUGUCCACAUCCACCCCUAGCGGCGCGCUCGAGACGUCUCAGCUGUCCUCGGCUGGAAGGCCUCAGCAGCGGAGGCUACACCAAACUCGAAGGCCUUGGCGGCGAAUCCUUCGAGUCCACGUUCAGUCGAGAGAGCUCCGUUGAGGUUUUGGAAAAGGAAAGGGAGCUUUGUGCUCAGACACAUCAGCAGGAGUGUGCCGCGGUCAGACAGUAUUCAAAGAAACAAAAACUCAUAAUGGUUUCCCAGUCGGACACCACUCUAGAGGAUGUGGAAGUUUAACUGGCUGGUCUGACAUGCAGUGAUGGUCUUUAGAAAGCAGUCGAGACUAGGGAUGCACGAUGGUAGAUUUUUGCCGAUAUCCGAUAAUUUCAAAUCAUUUCGGCCGAAUGCCAAAGAUUUUAUUUGUGGAUUUAACAUGGUCUAAAGUAAAAGAGUUGUAAAAAAAGCUCCUUGCUUUUAAGUUUUCACAAUCCAUAUGCAAAAAUAUAUUACAUAUUAAUGAAUAAAUCUGUUUAUAUUAAAUUAUUUAAUUUAUUAGCGUCAUGUUUGUGAUUUUUAUUCAUGUAAGCUGUAGCUUUUGACAUUUAAA
Molecule: messenger RNA, 2282 nt
Organism: Cyprinus carpio (common carp)
Lineage: Eukaryota; Metazoa; Chordata; Actinopteri; Cypriniformes; Cyprinidae
Product: transmembrane protein 200C-like
Source: RefSeq, a predicted model, not a curated record